This is a messenger RNA of Metarhizium brunneum ARSEF 3297, 348 nucleotides long. RefSeq lists its product as uncharacterized. Gene Ontology annotation, cellular component: microtubule cytoskeleton; cytosol. NCBI's taxonomy places the organism in Eukaryota, Fungi, Ascomycota, Sordariomycetes, Hypocreales, Clavicipitaceae. Gene Ontology annotation, biological process: tubulin complex assembly; post-chaperonin tubulin folding pathway. Gene Ontology annotation, molecular function: beta-tubulin binding. The record is from RefSeq and is a predicted model, not a curated record.
AUGCCUCCUCCGUCACAGCUCGCCAUCGCAACGGGCGCCGUGACCAGGCUCCUCAAAGAAGAAGCCUCGUACCACAAGGAACUAGCCGACCAGGAGGCGGAAGUGAAGAAGCUAGAGGAGAGUACCCGCAACGGAGGCGGCGACGGGGAUGACAAUGCCGAGUUUAUGCUGAAGCAGAAUAAAACCGCUGUUGAGCAAACAAAGGCCGUCUUUGGGCCGCUGAAAGACAGGAUUGCCGCGGCGGUGACCAAGUUGGAGGACCAGAUUUCUCUGGCGGAGGAAGCUGGUGGUUCGGAAGACCUGCAGAAUGCGAAGGACGUGCUGGGGCAGGCGAGGGCUAAGGCUUGA